UCUAUUGAGGGCUUCCACCAUUUUAAUGUAGUAAACUGGUUGGGAUUUCCAAUUUAAUUGGCUGAUUCUCUCCAAACGGUAAAAAAAAAGGUUUUCGUGCGAAAGCGAGCGUUUGUUAUUAGAUAAAUCCGUGUAGUUCCUCCUCCAGGUUUGGUUCCUGAUGAAUUUACCCCAGCAGAGCAUCUGGGCGCUGUUGGACCAUGUGACUGGUUUUACCUAAUUCACAUCCAACCCCGAAUGGGAAAGACGACUGGAGAGGAUAAAACCAACAGCAAUGCUAUAGUUCACGAGUUUGGUUUCAAUCGCAAAACCUCGCGUUUCAAAUCCUCUGCAGGUGCUAUUGGUUGAACAAAAACAAAACACUAAGUUGCCAAGCAAAGGCGGGAUUGAACCAGCAGCUGGAACCGGCAACCAAUCCAGCCUCCUGAUUGGCUGUGGAGAGGAGGGGGAAACUAACAAUCAACUGAUUUGAUUUGCUCCCCCAUUUUUAAUUUUUAAAUUUUUUGGGAGGGGGAGGAGCAGGAGGACUUGGGCUCACUUCCCAGAAGAGCAUGGGACAAAGCGUCCCUGGAGGCAUAAAGACUAUUGACAUGAGGGACCCGGCGUUCAGGCCUCUGAAGCUGGAGUUGGCAGCUCUGGACCACGCCAAGCCCUCCAGGCUGGAUCUGCUGCUGGACAUGCCCCCUGCUGGACAGGAGGUGCAGAUGCAGCACUCGUGGAACAACAACGACCGAUCGCUCAACAUCUUCGUCAAGGACGACAACAAACUGGUCUUCCAUCGGCACCCCGUGGCUCAGAGCACGGAUGCCAUCCGGGCCUGUAUCGGCUACACCCGGGGACUCCACGUCUGGGAGAUCAGCUGGGCCAUGAGACAGCGGGGCACGCACGCCGUUGUUGGCGUGGCGACAGGAGACGCGCCGUUACAUUCUGUAGGCUACACGACCCUGGUGGGUAAUAACCACGAGUCCUGGGGCUGGGACCUGGGACGGAAUAAACUGCACCACGAUGGGAAGAACCAGCCCAGUAAGGCAUACCCUUCGUUCCUGGAGCCGGAUGAGACGUUUCUAGUCCCCGACUCAUUCCUGGUAGUGUUGGACAUGGACGAGGGGACUCUGAGCUAUAUAGUGGACGGACAGUACCUUGGGGUGGCUUUCAGAGGACUCAAAGGGAGGAAGCUGUACCCUGUCGUCAGUGCUGUGUGGGGGCACUGUGAAAUACGAAUCCGGUACAUCAAUGGACUCGAUCCUGAGCCUCUCCCUCUGCUGGACCUGUGUCGGCGCUCUGUGAGGGUAGCGUUAGGCAGAGAACGACUGAGUGAGAUCCAUGGUCUGCCUCUACCAGCCUCUCUCAAGAAUUACCUUCUCUACCAAUGAGCCCGGGACCCUCAGCACAACAUAGAACAUGCCUCCGAUCCGUCGGCUGCCCCUGCCGGCCUCAACCAGGAACUACCAAGGGGCUGCCCUGUGCCCUCUCACAAUAUACACCGAGUGUAACUGUCAGCCUCUGUUCAUAGCACUGUCCCUAAUCACCUACUACCAAUUACAACUCGAGGGACUGUCCUGUCCCCUCACUAGGGACUGCCUUGUCCGUUCACAACCCUCAUCUUGUACGCUGAGCACAGGCUCAGAACCACAGCCCACUCUUACCGGCCUCGAUCAAGAACUACCAAGGGAGGGUCUGGGACUCACUUACAGCAUGUCUCUCCCCUGACUGUCCCCUCUGUGCCCUCCAAUACAUACACAGAGCACACAGAGCACACCUCACCCUCGCUCACUGUCUUUGUGACUGUUCCCACUGAGGGUAAACUAACCAGCUCAACAACCCAACAUCACUCCAGCUUCUGUGCUUCAUCUCAUCACUAAUCCUCCCAACCCAGCCCUCAGGGCUCAUUAGUACUAAUCAUUAGUACUAAUCACAUUACACCACAGAGGUGAGGAGAACGCCGUUGUGUGACGCUUGGCGUGUUCAGGAAGCUAUAGGAACGGUGGUUGGUGUUCGGUCAGGUCUUUAGGUUUUUAAUAAUCGGCGCAUACAAUGAACACCCGCCAAAUGCGGCAAGAUUUAGGUACUGGCGGGUGGUCAAUUUGCAGGCCUCUACAGUGCCAGUGUUUUAAAUUCACCAAUAACAAAAAUAGUCAAGUAUGCACAUGUUAGAAGAAUACUGCAAUAGCGGUUUUCAAAGUAUUUCUGUUUUGUUUCGUAGCUGCUAAUUGUACUAAUCCUAUAUCCCACCUGGAGCAGCAGCACUGCCUGGCAGGGGAGCUGGGCUCACGUUCUAUAUCCCACCUGGAGCAGCAGCACUGCCUGGCAGGGGAGCUGAGCUCACGUUCUAUAUCCCACCUGGAGCAGCAGCACUGCCUGGCAGGGGAGCUGGGCUCACGUUCUAUAUCCCACCUGGAGCAGCAGCACUGCCUGGCAGGGGAGCUGAGCUCACGUUCUAUAUCCCACCUGGAGCAGCAACACUGCCUGGCAGGGGAGCUGAGCUCACGUUCUAUAUCCCACCUGGAGCAGCAGCACUGCCUGGCAGGGGAGCUGAGCUCACGUUCUAUAUCCCACCUGGAGCAGCAGCACUGCCUGGCAGGGGAGCUGAGCUCACGUUCUAUAUCCCACCUGGAGCAGCAGCACUGCCUGGCAGGGGAGCUGGGCUCACGUUCUAUAUCCCACCUGGAGCAGCAGCACUGCCUGGCAGGGGAGCUGGGCUCACGUUCUAUAUCCCACCUGGAGCAGCAGCACUGCCUGGCAGGGGAGCUGGGCUCACUGAGUGAAGUGCUGGUAGAUUCAUGCUCACAGGCAUGAACGUUGGUCUAAUUUACUCAAGUCUACAAAGUGGGACUUUGUCCCCGUGUUUCUUGGCUAUUUAAAUUAUUUUGUUCACAAGCUCGGUUGUUUUUCAACGUUCGUUUUGAGUCUGCUGCUUCAAUGGAUGGCAAAGAAACUCCCUAGUCAGAGCCCAAAUCUCUCUCUCUCUCUCUCACACGACAGAAUGCGAGUGGCCCCGUUACCACGGUAACUUCCCGCCCUUAAAGGGGGCAACUGAACAUUUUGUCUCAGAUAUUUUGAUUUAAGACUGAGGUCACAGUUUUUUUAUUUAUUAAAUUGUACUUCUUACUAACACAUUUCUUGUUUUAGAAACAUUACAAAGCAUGAGCAUCAGUUUUUUUCAGCUGGUUAAAGAAUUUGAGUGGCUGGGUGAUUUUUGUUUCUACCUACAACAAUGACUGCUGGACCAAAAAAAAACAUUUUAGGCCCCGUUUUAUAACCCAGUUUUUAUGGCUUACUUGAAUCAUAUACUGGGACAUCCACGGCCGUGACGGACUUGACAUGCAGACAGGACUUUAUACAGAUCUCUGCUGUUCCUGACAACCACCAUAUAAAAACGUAAGUUGGUGUCCUAUCUGUGUUGAAGUGCAAUGAGUUUGACGCUAUGUCAGUCUGUUAUGACUGCAACACCUUGUGAUUUACUUUUCUCUCCUUUUUGUUUUCAGUUUGGCUUUGAUUUUUAAAUUUCAAUCACGUGAUGUCUGUAUGACAUGUCCUGUUGGAAUCAAACCUGUCACUUCCUAAGUUCAUUGGCGGGGCGGUUGUGUGGUAGAAUAGAUUCGUUUAAAAAAAAAAUGUUUAUGAUCCCCAUUGAAGUGCUGAGUUUCUUAAAUAAUUAUUUUCCAAACACUAACACUUUCUGACCACAAGGUGUCGCCAUUUCUCAUGUCUUUACAAUUCCCUUUGUCGUUGGUACAUAAUAAUAAUAAUAAUAAUAAUAAUAAUAAUAUGCUGUUUAGCACUCCUUUUAUCCAAAGCGACUUAGUCAUGCGUGAAUACAUUUUACGUUUGGGUGUACCCGGGAAUUGAACCCAUUACCCUGUCGUUACAAGCACCAUGCUAUACCAACGGAGCUACAGAGGACCACCAUGAAAUGGUGCUCCUUGAUUUCCUUAAUGGUUUUAUGAAGUUAGUUACUGUUCACCAUCCUCACUCUCAUCCGUUGAAGGUGGUUGACCUCUCCGGGGUGGGUGGGGGUGAAUUUGGCCCUGUGUGUGACCUCUACAGUGGGGGUGGUUAGCCGUGUGUGUGUGUGACCUCUACAGAGGGGGGGUUUUUAGCCCAGUGUGUUAAACAGCAGUGCUAUCUGCUAGGCCCGGUAGGCUGGACAGACCAGAACUGUCCUCUAAUAUUGAUGAGGUGAUGAAGCGCCACUAUUACUACCACCGUUUAGAUCUCAAGGUGACCCUAACCCCACCCUACUCCCACCCCUUUAAAAGGGAUAGUUCAACCAAAUUACAUAUUUAGUUCCCAAUCAUUCUAGUGCAAUACACGCUUCGGGUUAGUUUACAUAGCCUCCCCAUUGUCCCUAGAAUGCGUAUAGCGUAAGGAAAAGAGAUGUUUUAGUAUUUUCAAUGAACAAUCCCUUUAACACUACUCUGCUGCACUCAGGGUUUCUUUCUGCCUAGCUGUUUUAUGGACUGUUUGGGGACGACAGAUUUAAGACUUUAUUUUAUUGGAGAGCAUUUUAUAUAAACUGAAGGAUGACAUCGCUGUGAUCAUUUUGUAGCAUGCACCAGUAGCUGAUGUUUUCUCAUUGCCCAUCAAGCCAAUCACUGUCCAUGUUCAUGAUUUCUCUUCCUGCUUUGGGAUCCAUACAUGGUGUUUAAUGUAUUUAGAGGACUUGUUUGGGUAGAGGGAUCGGGGAUGCUGAAAUGUGACUGUGUGUGUGGGGGGGGGGCUUUCAUUGGAUGGUAUGGGGUCUUUUAAUUAGUUAGCUAUAGUAUGUUUUAGUUGGAAAGCAUAGGUUCAAAUGGCACCCUAUUCCCAACAUGGUGCCCUACUUUUGACAAGGGUCCAUAGGGCUCUGGUCAAUAGUGCACUGAAUAGGGUGCCAUUUGGGAUGUACAAUGGUGAAGUAAUAAUGGAGACAAGCCAAUCCACACGUGCUGCUGCAACGUGAUGCCAAGAGGGUACAAAUUGACAGCAUAUUGUCAAAUUAUGAGAUUAUUUUUUUUUCCAUUUGAGUAAUUUUUUAAAUGUCCAGAUAUGGUCCAAGUUUGGCAUUGUGUCGAGUCUUGACUAUGCUGCGCUGAUUUUGUUUUUAUUUCCAUCUCACUUGCAACCGCUUGUUCUGUUUGUGUUCCUUGAUGAAAUGGUUUGUUACUAUAUAUAAUAAAAGUUUAUUUCAAAUGUA
Salmo salar (Atlantic salmon) is the source of this 5176-nucleotide messenger RNA. It is a transcript of the gene spsb1, whose product is annotated as splA/ryanodine receptor domain and SOCS box containing 1. Gene Ontology annotation, biological process: proteasome-mediated ubiquitin-dependent protein catabolic process. Lineage: Eukaryota; Metazoa; Chordata; Actinopteri; Salmoniformes; Salmonidae. The record is from RefSeq and is a predicted model, not a curated record. Gene Ontology annotation, molecular function: protein binding. Gene Ontology annotation, cellular component: SCF ubiquitin ligase complex.